GUUUGGGAAAGGAUUUGGUCUGGUGGCUCCCUACCUUGGGGAAGAUCAUGUGCUCAACCAGCCCAAUGCUGUCUAUGGCACCUUACUCUACGCUGCUCUCCUUGUUCUUAGUCAAGUGAAGCGCAACUGGGCAGCCAAACUGCAGCUUGGCCUUGUCAUAUUGGCAAAUUGUGCAACACCCUACCUUGCAUAUCUCUUGUACAAGGUGAUAAAGGCUGUGUGUGUUUUGUGUGUCGCUAUCUACAUCGUGAACGCCCUGCUGCUGGGCGUGGCGCUGUGGCGGGUCUCCGCUCUUGGGCCAGUCGGGAAGAGACGGAGAAAUGGAUACCGGAAAAAAUCUAGCAAGAAGGAUCAAUAGGAAUAAUUACUAUAGGGCAAAAUUGAAGUUAGCUCUUAGCCAUUCAUGGUGACACAUGUAGCUUAGAAAAUAAGGUUCAUCCACACUCUGUCUUUUAAUUUUCAAUGCCACAUAUUUUUUUGUCAAAAAAUAAUGUGAAAGGUUUAUUUAUAGUUCUUAUAUGCAUAAGUCUCUAGUUAAUAUUAUGUAAGAUAUGCUGAAUUAAGUUAUUUUCAUCAAGCUAAAAUGAGAUUUUACUUUUCAAUUUAUUGGUCAAAAGCCGUGCAUAUAGUCAUUCCAACAGUGGCCUGACAAUGAUUAUUGAUGAUAAGUUAGGUAUCUGGUAUCAUCAACAUCUAGAUCUUGUCCUCAAAUAUAUUGAUCUUGAGUCCUAAUGAUUACCAGACCGUGCAAGGCAAACAAGUGAUGGGUGGCCAAGUUGACCUCAAAGAAUAAAAUCAUAAAUGGAUCAUCAUAAGAUGCUGAUGUUGUAAAUGGUUCAUAAUAACAUACUGAUAUUCUAAAUGGUUCACAAUAACAUACUGAUAUUCUAAAUGGUUCAUAAUAACAUACGGUACUGAUAUUCUAAAUGGUUCAUCAUAACAUGCUGAAAUUGUAAAUGGUUCAGCAUAAGAGGCUGAUGUUGUAAUUUAGUUGAUUGUUUACAUCAGCUAAGGAUCGUGAUCAUUGUGGGGAUUCACUUCAUAUCCAUUAGCCACAUAAGUCAAUUACUGGUAAGCCUUAUUAUGUAUAGUCAUAACUUUCCAGUAAUUUAAUAUGGAGAAAAUUUUAUGUAAUCAGUUGCAUAUUUAACAUUAGGCCUUAAGCCAGCGGUCAUUUCAAUCAUUUUAACAUCCAUGGAUGGUUUGACUCUUUCAGAAUCACAGUGCUAUUUCAGUUGCAUAUAAUAUGAGCGUGUACGUUGUUUGCUUGUGAUGGCGGAUAGUUGAAGUUUUCAUUGCUUUUUUAUGGUCGUUAGUUUGUUUAAUGGCUCAACGGACCAAAGUUAAUUGUUUUAAUUAGCAUUAAUAUCUUUCAAAUAUCAUUUUUACAUAUAAAUGAGCUGUCAGAAACUUAUUAGUGAUGUAUGAAGGACGAGAUUUUUAUCCACAACGUUGCAACUUUAAAGCUCCUACCACAAAUGGUACAAAACUUUCAACCCUUAAAUCUAUACAUUUUAUCUUCCUUUGUAAUCUAUUUGAUAUUACAUCGGUUGUGCUAUUUCUCGUAUAUUGUUUAGUAACUCGUGGUGCCUCUGGCGUGCCUAGUGCGUAUCUCGUCACAUAAACUCCUGAUGUCUAUUCUGUCACCUGGUAUUUUUAUGUUCGAAAAUAAUGCGUACUCUUGACAUAUGUUGUUUAGAAUAUGACAACUUUUUCGUGCUUUACUCCAACGUUAUUCAUCUUCUUACUGCACAGAUAAUUGGAAAAUGUAUCUCACUAUACACUUUUUAUAAUACUAGUUAUUCCUGCCCGAAUAUCAACAAACUUGAUUCCGUUUGGACAACCUACCUUAUUUCUUGUAAUCAAUACUUCAAUAUUAAUCUUAUUUUUGAUUAUAAAUAAUUCUUGAGGACGAGUCAUUCAUGCCAACAUUUCCACGCGUGUUUGAAGACGUCAAGUAGAUAUUAAUAUUA
This is a messenger RNA of Hyalella azteca, 1973 nucleotides long. RefSeq names its product vitamin K epoxide reductase complex subunit 1 (gene Vkor). Lineage: Eukaryota; Metazoa; Arthropoda; Malacostraca; Amphipoda; Hyalellidae. Gene Ontology annotation, molecular function: vitamin-K-epoxide reductase (warfarin-sensitive) activity. The record is from RefSeq and is a predicted model, not a curated record. Gene Ontology annotation, biological process: peptidyl-glutamic acid carboxylation; vitamin K metabolic process.